Messenger RNA from Colletotrichum fioriniae, 717 nucleotides. The record is from RefSeq and is a predicted model, not a curated record. Lineage: Eukaryota; Fungi; Ascomycota; Sordariomycetes; Glomerellales; Glomerellaceae.
AUGACUAAAGCUCUGCUCGACGCUGGUGCAAACAUUAAUGCCCAGAUCGACAACUACCGUGGGUCCAGAGGAGAGACCGCAAUCAUGUUCGCAUUCGACAACCCUGAUGUUGUAGACUUACUACUGCAGAGAGGAAGUGCUUUGGUGGUUGAAACCGACACAAAUUGGGUAUGCCCGCUCUCGUACAGGGCUCGUCGUACAAGUAAUGUCGCCCGUUGGGAUCCGAGAAGAGCCUACUGGGAUCGAUCUCUCGACCUGCUCUGCAACGCCGGCAUGGACCUCAGCGUACCGUCCAAACAGAGGGGGUUCGAAGGCAGAACACCUAUUCACGACACGAUUCUGUGGCGGAAUGCAGCCUUGUUGGAGCUCCUGAUCCAGCACGGCGCCAGGCUCGAUGCCGUUGAUAAGAACCGGCCCAAAGAGCUCAUUGACAUCUUGAGCGAUGCUGGCAUCCGCGGGUUGAACCCUGAUCAAGCAAACGCGGCUGGUGAUACUCCAAUGAAGAUCAUGACUGCCAGGCUUUAUGGCAAGGAAGACUCUAGACAGCCGGGCGAGACGGUACCGACAUUCGACGAGUGGUUAGCUUUCAAGAACAUAUUGGAAGAGAUUCGAGAACGAAAUCUCGAGGACUUAUUGUUGGGACCUAGAUACAUGGGCAUUGUUGAUGAUAUCAGCUCCAGCGGAAUUUCGAGCAGCACCAGUGACGAUGUGGAUUAA